Messenger RNA from Gracilinanus agilis (Agile Gracile Mouse Opossum), 4702 nucleotides. It is a transcript of the gene TAF1C, whose product is annotated as TATA-box binding protein associated factor, RNA polymerase I subunit C. The coding region runs from base 106 to 2943 and encodes 945 amino acids. The transcript is spliced from 14 exons. Gene Ontology annotation, molecular function: protein binding; RNA polymerase I core promoter sequence-specific DNA binding. Lineage: Eukaryota; Metazoa; Chordata; Mammalia; Didelphimorphia; Didelphidae. Gene Ontology annotation, biological process: transcription by RNA polymerase I. Gene Ontology annotation, cellular component: fibrillar center. The record is from RefSeq and is a predicted model, not a curated record.
CGGCUUGUAGAGCUUCGCGCCCCGGGGAAUGGCAUCACGACCUCCGUUUUACACUUGAAGAAGCUGAAGAGGCCUGGAAACCAAGACUAGAGAAUUGGGUAUCAGAUGGAUUUCCCUGACAAUCUCUUUCCCACAUUCUUUUUGCCUGGCCCCCCUGGCCUGAAUGACUCCCCUGGCUCUUUCUUGGCUCCUGCUUGGAGUGAUUAUAUGCAGCUGCUGAAGCCCCCCCAGACCCAGGAUCCUUCGGUCAGUCCCCAACAUGAGGCAUCAUACGUGGCAAAGUGGGGAAGAUGGACUUCUGACACUCCUGGACCUCUCCCAUUUCUGCACCCUGGUGCUGAUCCCUGGGACGCUGAGCUGACGUCUCAAGAUCUGCUCUUCCAGGGGAGAUGGAAGCAUCCAUCCAGGGCCAGAGUGACCGUAGAUGUUAUAGAGCAGCUAAACCAGUUCUUGUGGGAUCACGGGGACAUUGCCUUCGGACCCCUAGGAAGGCUGCUGCAGGAGAAUUUUAACCUGGGGGAACCAAAGAAAUCCUGCAAGGGCAGAAAGGUGGUGAAUGCAGAACGGUUGCUCCAGGACCUCAGUGGACAUCAGCCCAAGGGGUGCCCCUGGGCCCACCUGAGCACCCGCCAGCGACGCUUCUCCCUCCUAGGGGGCGCAGUGCUGGGCCAGGAAGUGGAAGGUCUGCUUGGCGGGCUGCUGCAUGAGGAGCUCGAGUCACGCUGGAAGAAGCUGCUGCUGGACGAAGCUUCUACAGGGGGCGCGCUGGGUUGGGUCCCCGGGGCCGAACCCCAGGUCGGGCAGCUGGUCUACCCCACUGGGCGAGCCCACAACCAGCUGAAUUUCCAGAAGGUCAGACUGUCGCCCGCCAGCGAUCCCCGGGCCCUCGGGGAGCCCAUCCGAGUCCUGCUCCGGGGCCCGGUGCGGCAAGUGGUGACCCGCACCAUCCAGGGGGAAGGUGAGUGUGCCGAGCGGCCCCUUGGGGGCCCCGUCUCCACCCUGUGCCCCGCUCUUAUCGCCAGGAGGCUUCCCGAUUUGGCUCCUGGGGCCCCUCCUCCCCAGACUUCUGGGCUAACCCCUGCGCUCUCCUCAGCUCUGCUAGCUGUUCGCUCUGAUCACCACUGUGCUGUGUGGCAGGUCAGUCGGCAAGGGCGUCCUGAGCCCCUCCAGGUGCUGGACACGGAGAAGGGAGCCACAGGAAUCAGCCUCAGCCCUCAUCUUCCUGCAGAGCUGGCCGUCUGCACGCGCUCAGGAGCUGUCUGUCUGUGGAGCCCCCGGAACGGGCUGCAGCAAAUCCACCAUGACCCCGAGACCCUCGUCUUCAAGGACCCCUCUACGUGGCGCUGGGCGGACUUCACAGCUCACCCCCGGGUGCUGACGGUUGCCGACCGCACUGGCAUCACACUCACGGAUGUUCGGGGGCCUUCAGACGGCGGGGCGCUCCUUUUUCGUGUGGGGGCGGAAGCCUCGUGUCAGCGAGGGGAGCGCGUGCUCCUGGCCCAGGCCUUGGGGACGUCCGCGCCCGGCUCCCUCAGUCCCACCCUCCACCUUGUCUGCACGCAGUUCUCCCUCUACCUGCUGGAUGAGCGUUUACCACUCGUGCCAAUGAUGAAGUGGAACCAUGAGCUCAUGUCUCCUCCGCUGCUGGCUCAGCUGCUGCCCCCACCCCAGCCUGGGGCACCCCUUCCCUUGCUGCUAGGAGGACUCGGGGGCCACCUGCGGAUGCUGCAUCUCUCAGGAGACUCGGCUUGUACGCCUCGGCUCGCAGCCCCACCGCAGUCGCUCCCGUCACCCAUCGACUCCCUCCCCGGCUUUCCGGGGCUCGAGCCGCACGGACAGCAGCUGCUGCGGGAGCGUCUCCAGGCUCCUCUCACAGGCUUGGUUGCCGUCGUACCACCGCGUUGCCUCAGUCCCACCAUGUUGCUGUUCCAACUUUCGGCGGCUGGAGACACUUUUUAUCAGCGCCUUCGGCUCCAGCCGGACGCCGACUCUCUCCCAGAUGCCAGCUCUCCCUGUGACCACGCUGGUGACCCGGGCCUCGAUUCUCACCCCCAGACUUCUGCUCCCCCGUCCUUAGACGCAGCCCCUGACCCCAGGGCUGUUUCCUGGAAGCCCCGGGCUGUGGCGUGUUGCCGUCGUUGGUUGAAGACUUUGUUACAGGCUCCCCCAGCCCUCCCUCCCUGGACACCCCCUACUUUCUCCCAACAUCAUCUCCGAUGGUCGAGGGAGGAAGAAGCAAAAGGAAAGGUCCGAGAGGGCCUGCAGGCUGCCAUGACUGAAGACCGGCUCCUGCAACAAGGGGACCUGGGCCCACUCCCUUCCUCAGAUCCUCCCCCUGGCCAUGAGCCCUUCGGUCCCGAGGACAAGCUGAGUGAACGUUUGGAAGCAUCCUGGGAGGGGAAGGGAGCCCUUUGGUGGGACAGCCAGCAAAGUGGCUCCCAGGCACCUAGAAAGCGGCAGUCACGGGAGAAGAAACGGACCCAGCUUUCCAGCUCUUUCUCCUCUGUCAGAACCAACUCUGACUUUUCUGACCUCAACAGUUCCUUCUACUAUCCCCAUGAAACUCCCAGCCCCAUCCAUAGACCACCCGAAGCUUCUCAGUCUCUGGAGCUGUCUCAGGAGCUCUGGGCCAAGAGUGUACCCCGUGAGAGGCGGCAGACGCUUCGAGAUUACCUUGCGGUCCUCCCUUCUCUUGACUCUGAAAGCUACUCUGCACCCCAGGCCCAGGAUCUGGGCAGCCAGACCAUCCCCCCUUCUGACCCAGGAAGAUGCUCUGUGCCACACUCCCAGAAUCCAGGCAGCCAAUCCCUCUACUCCUUUGACCCAGAGUUCAGUUCUUUAUUCCACUCCCAGAAUUCAAGCGUCCACACCCUUCCCUCCCGACCCACUCCUUCCCUUGCAGGCUCACAGCCCCUGAAGAAGAAACCCCGCAUGGGCUUCUAAGGACAUUCGUGGGUCGAAGGAUCCUCAGACAUCUCUGGCCCUCGUCAUAUUGUAGAUUUGGACUGGAACAUCUCCUUUUUUACAGAUGGGGAAACCGAGGGCCAGAAAGAAUCACACCAAAUGUUCAGUCAACAAUCAUUACUCUAUGCUACCUCCUCUGUUACCUUGCAGAAUUGCCAAAGCUCGCUCUUGUGUCUGGCUGCACCCAGCCUCCACUGCCGGGCAGUCUGAUCCAUCUUGGUUCAGGAAAAGUUUUUGACGCACCUUACCUCAUUUGCUUUAAUACUAAUCUCUCUUUAAGUUCAUGGGAGAUCACUGUAAGGCACCCUCUCUUGAUGCCCCGGCUCUGACACCGUCCCAGUGAUCACUGAAACUGGGGUCACUAUUUAUAGCGUUUAGCCUGGGACGUUUGUUUUUCAGUGAGCAGAGCCAACUGAGGAAAUGUCCCCCGGGGACACAUGGACUGUUGGCUGGGAUGUUGACUGUUGUGAAGCUUUUAAAAAGGGUCACCCUUAACCUUAAGUGAAGUCUCUGUUUCACCAGGGAAAACACAUUUGAAGGAGGGACUUUGAAAUCAAGGCUGAAGGAUUUGAAUGAGGAACCGCCUUAUAGCUGCUGCCUCAGCCUUCUCCAUUGAUGCCAUCUCAGGUUCCAAACUCUGAGUCUUAAAUUACACCCUUUUCUACUGUGGGCCGCCUCUCUUCUUCAACGUGAUCUCCUGAUCCCCUCCCCAUGACCUUCGAGCUAAUGACUGUAUCAUAAAGACUGAAAACUUCCCCACCAUCUGACUUUCAGACGUGGGCACCUACCACAAGCCUGUCUGUCUCCUUAUAUGUCUAAGCCAGUGAUGGGCCACAUGAAAUGGUCUAUCCGGCCACUUGAGACAAAUACAGUGAGUAGGAUACAAUACAAUGAAACUUCCAAAGAGUUGCCUUAGAAACAGACUGACAGAUGAGCAUUUCCUUUCCUUUGGCCCCCUCUUUAAAAAGUUUGCCCAUCACUGGUCUAAGCUGACUAAUCCAUAUUCUUGGACAUCACCAGAGGUUAAUAACAAAGGGGAAAGGUGAGAUGUGCAAGGGACCGACUGUUACUUAAAAAUGCAGAAUGUCAUUAAAAAUACAGAGAGAAGGUCUUAAGUGAGUUAUUGUCCCUUAAAGAAACCAAAAGAAUAUCCUAAUUUUUUAAUUCAAAAUUAUGUUUUGUUGUCAUGGAAUCCAUGUGGAAUGACUUUGCCAUAGGCAAAGAAUUGACUGGAAGCCCAAAAGAUGAAGGGAUACUUCUCUGGGGAAUAAAAAAAGCACAAGCUGAGUUUGGAGGAGGGCAGAGACCUUACGCUGACUUAAGAGUCUUAUACAUAAGAAGUAUCCAAUAAAUAUUUACAUAUUACAUGUUACAAUUAAAUAUUACAAUAAAUAAUUGCCAAUAAAUAGAAAUGAUCUAAUGAUGAAAUUCCCAACUAAUGACAAAAUGCAUAAAAUAUGUGGUAUAUAAAUACAACUACAAAACACUCCACGUGGCUAAAGACAAAUGAGUUGAUUUAUCUUUGGGCCACCCCAACAUUAUAAAAAUGCCAUUUACAUUACACAUUGGAUGCAACUCAAAAAAGUUCAUCUCCAGGAAAGUGCAAUGACCCACAUUGGUCCUGAUAAAGAUUGUGCCCUUCCUUAUCCUGAUAGAGAGGUUGGCACUACAAGCUUUGAAUGUUACCUAUAUCCUGUGGUGCUUGGUUUUUUUUUUUUUUUUUUUUAAAACCCUUGUU